AUCUGUCUUUUUAGAUCUAGCAUCAUGGCUCCUCUAUCUGAAGCAAAUGGCACCUUUGCUGUGAACCUCUUCAAAGAGUUGGGUAAAAGCAACUCAGGCAACUUGUUUUUUUCGCCCAUGAGUAUCUCAUCUGCCCUAGCCAUGGUCUUCAUGGGAGCCAAGGGGAACACUGCCACUCAGAUGUCCCAGGUACUUUCUUUAGAUAAAACCAAAUGUGAAGGUGAAGAUGUUCUCCAAGGUUUCCAGUUACUUCUUACUGAAAUUAACAAAACUGACACUCAGUACCUGCUCAGAACAGCCAAUGGGCUUUUUGGAGAGAAGACCUAUGAUUUCUUCUCAACUUUCAAAGAUUCUUGCAACAAAUUUUAUCACGCAGAGAUGGAAGAACUUGACUUUAUUAAUGCUACAGAGGAGUCCAGAAAGCACAUAAACUCCUGGGUAGCCAAUAAGACAGAAGGUAAAAUCACCAAGUUGCUGUCUUCAGGUGGUGUUGAUUCAAAGACUAACUUGGUUCUGGUGAAUGCCAUCUACUUCAAAGGCAACUGGGACUAUCAAUUUCCAAAGGAGAAUACUGAGGAAGUACCUUUUAAAAUAAAUAAGAAAGAACAGAAACCUGUGCAAAUGAUGUUUAAAAGAGCUAAUUUCAAAAUAACCUAUAUAAAAGAGAUAUUUACCCAGAUUCUAGUUCUUCCCUAUGUCAAGAAGGAGCUGAAUAUGAUCAUCAUGCUCCCAGAUGAAAACACCAGUUUGAGCACGGUGGAAAAAGAACUUACUUAUGAGAAGUUCAUGGAAUGGACAAAUCUAGACAUGAUGGAUGAGAAAGAGGUGGAAGUCUCCCUUCCUAGAUUCAAGCUGGAGGAGAAUUACGACAUGAAGGGCGUCCUUUGCAGUCUGGGCAUGGCUGAUGCCUUUGACCAAGGCAAGGCAGAUUUCUCUGGAAUAUCAUCGAAGAGAGACCUAUUCCUAUCUAAGGUUGUGCACAAGAGUUUUGUGGAGGUCAAUGAAGAAGGCACAGAGGCUGUGGGUGCCACUGCUGCUGUUAUCACACUGCUUUGUGCCCGGCGUUACCCGCAGUUCUGUGCGGACCAUCCCUUUCUUUUCUUCAUCCAGCAUGCCAAGACGAACAGCAUUCUGUUCUGUGGCCGAUUCUCCUCUCCAUGA
Messenger RNA from Elephantulus edwardii (Cape elephant shrew), 1161 nucleotides. RefSeq names its product serpin B6-like. Gene Ontology annotation, molecular function: serine-type endopeptidase inhibitor activity. Gene Ontology annotation, biological process: negative regulation of endopeptidase activity. Lineage: Eukaryota; Metazoa; Chordata; Mammalia; Macroscelidea; Macroscelididae. Gene Ontology annotation, cellular component: cytoplasm. The record is from RefSeq and is a predicted model, not a curated record. The transcript is spliced from 6 exons. Bases 25 to 1161 code for a protein of 378 amino acids.